This is a messenger RNA of Dioscorea cayenensis subsp. rotundata (Guinea yam), 1087 nucleotides long. Its product is annotated as RING-H2 finger protein ATL52-like. NCBI's taxonomy places the organism in Eukaryota, Viridiplantae, Streptophyta, Magnoliopsida, Dioscoreales, Dioscoreaceae. Gene Ontology annotation, molecular function: transferase activity. Gene Ontology annotation, biological process: protein ubiquitination. The record is from RefSeq and is a predicted model, not a curated record. The annotation marks the transcript as partial. The transcript has a single exon.
AUCAUCAUCUUCAUCACCAUCUUCAUCACCAUCAUCACCACCGUCCAUUUCUCAGUUUUUCACUAUAGUCCCUCAAACUUCUUUUAUUUCUCUAAACACCACUCUAAUGGCGAGCCCAGGAUCUUGGACGCCAUUAGAGAACCCUCCUCCUCCUCCUCCUCCUCCCCUCCCCCCAUCGACAACUGCUCACAGGGCAUCUGUGGCUCGCGCUGCUUGCAGUUCUGCACUCGCGUCUACCUCCCCACUCCGCCCACCUUCGACGACGAUGACUCUGGUGGCAACUCUGGCCUCUCACCGCUUGUUAUAGCUGUGAUCGCUGGCGUGCUUGCGAGCUUGUUUCUUCUUUGCUGUUAUCUCAUCCUUUCCAAGCGCCGCCGCCGACAACUAGCACGGUGGCGGCACCGGCCUGAUGUUGUGGCGGAUGAAGAGAUCGCGGCGGAGGCGGCAAGGAGGGAGCCAGCGGCCGCCGGAGAUGGGCUUGAUCAGACGUUGAUUAAUAGGAUCGCCGCGUGUAAGUAUCGGCAGAGCGAGGGGUUGGUCGGCGGGACUGAUUGCUCGGUUUGCUUGACGGAAUUUCAGGAAGGUGAGAGCUUGCGGUUGUUGCCUGAGUGUACCCAUGCUUUCCAUGUUGCUUGCAUCGAUACUUGGUUGAAGAACCACUCCAAUUGCCCGAUUUGCCGUUCUAACAUCGUCUGGAUGGCGUCGGCUGAGGAGAGAGUCGUGGUUGUGGAGAAUCCGGGAAGAGCUCGAGGAGCAGGAGGAGGAGGAGGAGGAGGAGAGACGAAUUUGAGGAGCAAUGGGAAUGUAUAAAGCUUCUGAUUCUCCUUCUUGUGAGGUAUGUACUUGUACUUGUUCUUGAUUGGAGAGAAAAAAAAAUGUCAAUAAAAAAAAAGAUCAUCUUUUGACAUUAAAAAUUAGUAGAUAUGUUGUAUUUCUUGAUGGUAAUAUGUAUAGAAAGCAGAAGGGGGAGGAGAAGGAGAUGAUGACUGGAAGGUAUAUAGCCAUGGAUUGGAUAAUUGAUGGUUUUUCAUUGUGUUUGAAUGCUAUUUCUUUGCUUUGAAUGUUUGGAUAUAAUGGUUUUGUUUGA